Monascus purpureus is the source of this 1097-nucleotide messenger RNA. The record is from the annotation of a GenBank genome assembly. NCBI's taxonomy places the organism in Eukaryota, Fungi, Ascomycota, Eurotiomycetes, Eurotiales, Aspergillaceae.
GGAAGACACAAGCAUCCUAGGGAUUUUGUCUACAAUGUCUUAUCUCCAGGGAGACGGCCUCAAAUGCCUUCAGCGGAGUCCUCCAGGAGCCCUUCAAGGCAUCUCACUGUCAUAUCGGAAUUCACCAGCUCAAGUCGACUCUGGUUGCUGCGUCUAUUCACCGGGGCCUCCAUCACUCUCUCUACUUGCUGGCAGCGUAUAUAGUCUGCGAUGCUGUUCCCCUUCGACUUCUUCCUCUUCCUCUUUCUCUUCCUCACCGUCGCUCUUCUCUCACUCUCUCUCCUCUCCUCUCCUGCAAUCAUCUCUGACAUACUGAAUACUGUCGAUACCAGCCCCUGAAGAUACAUGACCUUCACUGCCAUUAAUACCAUGGAGAUCAUCAAGUCCGGCCCGGAACAGGCGGAAGCCAGUCAGUCUCAGACGACCACUCCUCGCAGGCGUGGACACAAGAUCGUUAUCAAAGACGAAGGUGAUGCCGACGGGAAUGAUGACACCUCCCCUUCAAAGAAGGCCAAAACUACCAAAGGCUCGCCAAAGAAAGCGGCUGUCAUUCCCAUCCCGACAUCUCUCGAGGCGGCCGGCCCAGAGGACCGCAUGCUUCUUCGCAUGAAAGAGGAAGAAGGAUGCAGCUGGAAAGAGAUUGCAGCAGCGUGGGAAUCCAUGGCUGGAAACAAGGUCCCUACUGCCUCUCUGUCUACUCGCUAUAUCCGUAUCAAGGCGAACUUGGCUGUUUUCCCGGGUGAGGACGAGGAGAACCUUAUCAGGGCAAAGAAGGAGAUCGAGGAGAAGUUCGAGGUGGAGAAGUGGCACAAAAUUGCUGAAGCAAUCAAUAGCAUCAGUGGAAAUAAAUAUUCCACUACGACUCUUCAGAAGAAAUUCAAGGAAAUCACCAAGAAAGGUCAGGUUGCCAACAGUACCUCCGUCAAAGAGGAGUGAAUUCACUGCGCAGCGAUGGUCUUAGGGUUCUGGUCUUGUGUGUAUGGUCGGCGGGAGUGUGAAAGCCUGAGAAUUGUCUUGUAGAUUGACGGUGAUACGUUGGGUUGAUCAAGCUAGGAUAAUGCAAUCAUGUCCAGGUUGAGUAUCAAAACCAAUCUAGA